GGGUGGGGCAACACAAAAUGCAAAUUAAGGGGAAGAGGUGGAGGAAGGCGUUUUUUUAAAAAAAACAAAACAUUUCGCCUUAAAAAAAUUGCAAAAUAAAAUUACAGGAAGGCAGUGCGCCGACCCGCUAUGAGUCUGUGCCUUGCUGGGGUCCUGCCUCCGGAGCCCGUGCGGGGAUGUCUCGGAGACCCCGCGCUGACUGCUGCUCAAACAUCACGUUGACAUGGAUGAUGAGGAUGGCCGAUGCUUGUUAGAUGUAAUUUGUGAUCCUCAGGCCUUGAAUGAUUUUUUACAUGGAUCUGAAAAGAUUGACAGUGAUGAUCUCCUGGACAACACAGGAGAUGCAGCCAGUGCCUUCUUUGAGGGUGCUGGGCUUCACGUUCAGGAAUCCACUGGCAAUCAUUUGAACACUGAGCAGAGCCAGCCCACAACAAGUGUUGACUUAGACUUCUUGGAAGAUGACAUCCUGGGAUCACCUUCAGGGAGUGGGGGCAACCUGCAAAAUUCAGACCAACCCUGUGACAUUCUCCAGCAGAGCUUGCAAGAGGCAAACAUUACCGAGCAGACUCUGGAAGCAGAAGCAGAAUUGGACCUGGGGUCUUUCCAGCUCCCUACGCUCCAGCCAGUGGUCCAUACUGCCUCUGAUGGCACGCCCCAGAUUUUUUCCAGCGGGGCUGACCUCAUUGGACUGCAGCAGCCCGCAGUGUUGACUCAUCAGGCACUGGUCCAGCAAUCAGUAGGGGCUGAUGUAGUCAACAAGGCCAUCAGUGUUCAGCCUUUUCUCCAGCAAGUGGGUUUGGGGAACGUCACCAUCCAGCCAAUUUCCAAUCUACAAGGGCUACCCAAUGGAAGUCCCAGCGGGGCAUUGGGCAUUGGGCAGAUUCAAGUGGUGGGCCAGCAAGUCAUGGCAAUUAACCAGCCUGCUCAGCAGAUCAUUGCGAAGCAAGUCCAGUCUUCCCAAGUAGCUACUAUGCCAGUUGGUAGUUACAUCACCCAGACUGCCCCAGAGCAGCAGCAGGUCACCCUUGCCUCUGCUGGGGUUUCUCCGCAGAAUGCUGGGCUUGUUAUCCAGAAGAACCUCCCAGCAGUAGCCACGACAACACUGAACGGAAGCUCCAUGUUUGGGAGUGUAUCCGCUACACAGGGCUCCCAGCCUCUCACCGUCACGUCCAACUUGAGUAGCCCACUUAUGCAAGCCCAAAAUGUGAUCAUCCAUCGGACGCCCACACCAAUUCAGCCCAAACCAGCUGGAGUCCUCCAGCAAAAGUUGUAUCAGAUUACCCCGAAACCAUUUGGUCCCAACAAUGCUACCCUAACCAUCCAGAAUGAGGCCGCCCUCCAACAACAGAAAGCCCAGCAGAAUUUAACCUUUAUGACUGGGAAAGCAGGGCAGAAUGUGGUUCUUUCUGGCUUCCCACCAGGGCUCCCUGCCAACAUGUUCAAGCAGCCCCCACAGCAGCAGCAGGCUCUGAGUAAGCCCAUGAGUGUCCAUUUGCUGAAUCAAGGCAGCAGCAUUGUUAUUCCGGCACAGCAUGUCCCACAGGCCAUGUUGCAGGGUCAGAACCAGUUCCUUCUCCCAGGUCAGCUCACAGGCACGUCUGCAGUUCAGAUUCCUCAGCAGCUUUCAGCCCUGCAGGCUAACAUGGGAGGCCAGAUUUUAACAACCUCUCAUCCUAGUGGUCAAACUCAUAUCAUCACUAGCCAAGGACCUGGUGGGCAGCUAAUAACCAAUCAAGCACUACCUGCUCAAAUCCUCACCAAUCAGAAUUUAGCAAGCCAGCUGAACUUGGGGCAAGUCCUAACAUCACAGAAUGCACAUGGGACAGCCCACAUUCUUUCUGCUCCUAUCCAGCUGCAACCAGGGCAGGUUGGUCAACCCACUCUCUUCCAGAUGCCUGUCUCCCUGGCUGGUAGCCUGACAACUCAGAGCCAGCCUACUGUUGCAGCCUCCCUGGCUGGCAGUGCCAUCAAUCAGGCUGGCCAGACUGUUAUCCAAGGAGUCACCCUUCCUAACCACAUGGCUAUGUUAAAUGCCACUGAGAACCUCAACCCAACCGUUACCAUUCAAGCACCCCCCAGUGCCAGCAGCCAGAGUCCCAAUCUUAUUCAGCCACAAGCAACCUCCAAUACCAACCUGCUGGCAAGCAACGACCCAGCAAACAUAUUAACCGUCCAGCCCACUUCCCAAUCCACAUCUGCUCCUGCCCAGCUUCAGCUGAAUCUACAACAACAAACCCCACCACCUCAACAGCCAGCACAACUUCCUGGGACUUCUCAGUCCAGUCCUAACUUGGUGGCAUCUAGUCCUGAAAAGAUUAUCUUGGGCCAGACAGCUGCUGGAACUGUCAUCUCCCAGGAUUCCAUGCAGAUGUUCCUUCAGCAGAAGGACCGGAGCCAGCAACAGCAGCAGCAACAAUUUUAUCCAUCAACCCUGAAAGUGCAGCAGGAGAAUGCUCUGAAUGAAUCUACAGUUUCUCCCCACCUGUCCAUGCCUCUGCCCAUCUACAGCAUAGCCACCACCGCACUCAGCACCACAAGCAGUGUCCCGGCCUCGGUGAUAGUCAGCAGCAGCGUAGGCACAAUUCUGCAGCCGCCUGCCAGCCGAGAGCUGAACCAGAACCACAGCCUGCCACCAGUGGAAUCCAAAAUACCUCCGUUCUCAGCUGGCCCUUCCCAGCAGGCACUAGCUUGCCAGUUGCCUUCAGGGCAACAGAAACUCCCUGGAGCCUCCCCAUCCCAUUCUCUACCUCAUCCCUCCAUGGGGGAGAGUCCCCAGCUCCAGCCCACACAUCUUUCACAGAUGCAGUCUCCACACCAAUCCCGUCCUCCUUCGCAGCCUCAGCCUCUGUCCCGGCCCCCUUCCCGGCCUCACUCAAGACCCCCUUCCCAACCUCAGACCUUAUCCAGGCCUCCUUCUGAGCCCUUGUCACGGUCUUGCACCCCACAGACUCAAAUGCAGAACUUAUACGUGAUCCAGAAUCAAAUUGCUUCUUCCCCUCAUGGGCCUAACCAGCAUCCCCUGCGGCCCCCCUCUCAGCCUCAGGUACCAUUCCAAGCACCGCAGGCCCAACCGGAGGGGCAGCCUCAGCUGACCACACCCGCACAUCUGCAGUUACAGGUUCAGCUUGCCCCCCAGCUCCAGCCCCAGGUUGAGACCCAAGUGCAGGCUCGGCUCCAACCCCAAAUCCAUGCUCCAUCUGAGGUGCAGCAUACCCAUUCUCCCCAUUUCCAGCUUCAGUUCUCUGCCCAGGGCCCCAUCAAGCCCACGCCGACUCAGACGCUUCAUCUCACCCCUGAACAGCAGAGGAGUUUCCAGAUGGUCCCGAACCAGUUUCAGGCUCUCUCUGCAAUUCCAGCUACCAUACCUCAUCAGAAGCAGCUCACAGACCGUUUUCAGCAGGUUCCGCAGGGAAUUAUCCUACAAACAAAACAGCCAACAUCCACUAGCCAAGCAUCACCUGUGCUUAGCCAGUUCAGCAACCAGUCCUCUUCAGUCCUAGUUAGUAGCCAAGGACAGCAGCAGGUCACAGUGAUGACAACUCAGGCACCAUCAGUUCACAGCCAUGCUUCUGUCUCCACCACAAUUCAGCCUUCCAGCGCUGGGUCUGGCAAAGCAGUAUCCGUGCUUGAAAAGGGGCAAAUACAAAGAGAAAGAGGUGGCGGUGGCAACGGAGGAGGAGGGCAGCCUGCUCAACCAACAGCACUCCUCCAGCAGCAAACACCUGUGUUGGUCAAAUCAGUUUCAGUGUCAGUUUCUGGUGCAGCCCCUGUGGACAACAAAGUCUUUUCCAGCAGUUCCAUUACUAUGCCUGGAAGCAAAGCAGCCUCAGGGCAAGGAAAACCUGCAGUUUCUCUCGCCAUACAGCAACCAGUUCAGGCUAAGCCUGGAGUCAUUAGCUCUGUGUCAGGCCAGAAUCUUGGGAAAAGUCCACUUCAACUCCAAGCAGUUGGAAAGAGUUUGCCACAGCUCAUGCCUUCAGCACCUGCCCAAAUGCAGCAGCCGUUUGAUAGCAAGCUUGGUAGCCUGAAAAAGCCACCUCCGAUGCUACAGCCCAGUAAGGAAGCUUGUUUCUUGGAGCAGCUGCAUAAACACCAGGGGGCAGUGCUUCACCCUGAUUACAAAACCUCAUUUCGGUCCUUUGAAGAUGCUUUGCAGAGGCUCCUACCAUACCAUGUCUACCAAGGAACACUGCCUUCUCCUCAUGACUAUCGGAAAGUAGAUGAAGAAUUUGAAAUGGUGUCAACACAGCUGUUGAGACGCACACAAGCCAUGCUGAACAAAUAUCGCCUGCUGCUCUUAGAGGAAUCACGGAGAGUCAGUCCUUCAGCAGAGAUGGUGAUGAUUGAUCGGAUGUUCAUACAGGAGGAAAAGACCACCUUAGCUCUAGAUAAGCAACUAGCCAAGGAAAAGCCAGAUGAAUAUGUUUCCUCCUCUUCGCGGUCACAGAGUUUUGCCUCAUCUCUGGCUCAGGGCUCCGUGCCCAGCAAUGUCACUUCAGCUUCUGAGAACCUGAAGGUUCCUCCAGUGCAGAUGGCAACCCAGAUCAACCCCACAAAAUUGGUCAUCAAGCACAGCGGAGGCUCCCCCUCAGUCACAUGGGCCAAGGCCUCUCCCUCACUGGAUGCUGAUGAGGAUACCUUACCCUCCAGGAGCAAGCCGCCCAUCAAAACCUAUGAAGCCCGGAGUCGGAUUGGACUGAAACUGAAGAUCAAGCAAGAGGCUGGACUUAGCAAAGUGGUUCACAACACUGCCUUGGACCCGGUUCACCAGACACCGCCACCUAUCUGCACAGUGAUUAAAACGGUGGAUCAACACUCAUCCGCUUCAACGGUCACCACUGCCGCCACCACCACCGCCACCUCAAUGGCAGGGCAAAUGAAUGGGACAGUUGACCACAUCGCUGCCACUCCAAUGGAGAAAAAACCCAUUGUAACUUACUGCAGGCUUCCUCUUCGGAAGACAUAUCGGGAGAAUGUGGAUGCCUUUGUAGCAGAAAAAGCCCCUGAGGCUGGCCUGAAAGGUAGUACCUCAAAAGCUGACAUGGUGCCAAGCACCCUGAUCAUCAAGCAGGAUGGGGGGUCCAGGAGCGUCAUUACCUCCCACAAGACUCAUGAGAGUUCCUCUGUGACUGUAGUGGAGAAGGGCAGGCCAGAGGAAAACACCAAACAUACCUUUUUCAACCGGAGUGACGCCCGUUCCCUCGUGAUGCACGAAGGCCCCGCUGCACCCAAGACUGACGAUUCAGCCAGUGGCCUUAUGAAGGAAUUAGCAGAGGUUGAGGACGAGUUUUAUCACCGAAUGAUAAAGACCGAGCCACCUGACCAUGGUUCUGCCACUGAACUCACAUGGGAGGUGCCCCUGCCCCCAGCCAAACGCCGGAAGUCAGAAUCUUUUGAUGUGGACAAUGCCAGUUUCUCUAGCGACAGUCCCCCAGAUGACUCGCUUAACGAGCAUCUACAGAGCGCCAUUGACAGCAUCCUGAAUUUACAGCAACCUCAGGCUGGGGGUCAGAACACCCGAACACCCUCCUCUUCUUACAACUCCUCCUCCUCCCCUUUCUCCUCCCCUGUCCACCGCACAGACACAUACCUUGCCCCCAAUCACAAUGGUGGCCUUGGAGCAAGGACGUUGAACAGAUAACACAAAUGGAAAGUGAGUGGAGACUGUACAAAGUGAGACAUGGACUGUAGCUGGAGCAGCUUCUGCUGGCUGGAAAACAGUUGGGAGCCAAGGUGCCACUCCUUAGAGACCCACCAAAAUGGGGCUGAUACCAGAAGGGAAUCAUGAGGGUUUCAGGUGGGGAAGGCCACAAAAAAGGCCUAUAGAGGCUUCAUCCAAGUGUUGAUAUGAUGGGUUUGGGUUGUUGUAAAAUACAAGCUAUGGCUGGAUUUACAAUACACUUGUCUCAUCACAUGCAGCAUUAGAAGAAGAAGAAGGUUCAGCAACUGCCAGGCAGGCAGAUGGGAGGGGGUUGGAUUGGGGCCCAUAGGUAGUGUUGGCUGUGUAAUAUUUAGAUUCUGUAACAAAUUGCUAAUUUGAAUCUCUGAAUUAUGAUGAUUGGAUUUAUUUCCCCUCCCAACCUCCCCCAAACGCUAUUAUACUUUUGAGAACUUUUUAACAAAUCCCAUGCCCAAAGCCAGCAGGGAGGCCAAAGCAAUGGGGCAGGGGAACAACUCUAUGGGAGUUGUCAUGUGGGGCAAUUAUGUAAUUGAUUUUGUCAGGUUUCUUAAGUUAUUUUAAGUAUAAACUAUCUGCUUUCCUUCCCCCCCCCCCCCUUUGACAAAAAAAGAUAUAUUUUGAACAAAACACAAGAAAAAUGAAAAGAUAAAACACUAAUACUUAAAAGCAAAUAAAAAUGCAUGGGUUUUCAAAUCAACGAGUUUGAAAGAGGAAACCGGUCUCCUUUCAGAUGUCAGGUAAUCUAGUUAACAUGGCCAUGAUGAGUGGAAUAAGGAAAGUUCUGGCAAGAAGGUAGAUGUCUUCUCCCCCCCCCCCCCCCCAAAUUUGAAAUAAAACGAAGUCAGGCUGAGCUCUUCAUAAGAGUUGGAAUCAACAUAAAUCUCAGUGUUUACAUAUUGUGGCAUAGGUGGAAGUUCACCUUGGUAGUCUAGGCAAAGGCAAGUAGGCAAGCAGUUUCCUCCUCUCUGUAUGUUUAUGCUCUUUUGCCUUUUGUUAUGGUUUUCAGGGUUUGUUGUUGGCUCCCAUGGUAUCUGUACCUCUCUCUGGUCCCCCUUAUUUUUAAGCCCACAGCUUUGCCCCUCUCUCCUCAUACAGCUAAUUGCACACGACUGGAGUUCUGGGAAAGAAUAUGAAUCCCUUUGGUGGGAGCUGUAGCUUCUUGCUUUGGUCAGCUGGAGGAAAGGAAGGCAAUAAUAGCCAUACUGGAUUGAAUCCAGAAUAAAUUCAUCUAUAUUUCACUUUCCCCAUUUAUUUCAUUAGGACCUAUGUGGGGCUGAAUUAAUCUACAACCAUUCUUAAACCUUCUCCAUAGCCCCAGUAAUACAGCUUAGUUAAUCACCGAUAGAAAUGAAAAGAUCCAUCUUUACAGUUUUAACUUUAUUUCCUGAUUUGCUGUUCUUUCACCGAUUUUCAUUUUGUCUGUCAUUUUCUUUGUACACACCUAUGAGGGUCUAGUAUGUACUGUGUAGAGGAACUGAGUGCCAAAAGUAAGGGGGAUUACCCACAUGUCAGGUAUUUUUUCUGAUGAGAAUAAAAUAAUUCAAGUAACAAAAGUCAUAAUAUCAUGUCUGGCAGAUGGUUUGCAAGCAGUGAGAAACCAUGUUGCUUUCAAAUCCUUAAUGUACUUUAGUCUUGACUUCAAGAAAAUAAAUCCAACCUCAUGUUAAAAUGCUGAUCACAGCAAUGAAUUGGCAUCAAGUAUUUCUGCACAUAACAGUUAAUGUGAGAUGUCGUCUUUGGUUAAUAGUUGAAAAUCAGUCUCAUGGAAACUGAUGUGUUGACAGUGGCCUUCAAAACAGCCAGAUGUGAGUUCUGCUUCCAUCUCUCACCCAGAUAAUUUAGAGGUUCUUUUUUCUCCAGAAGCAUUAAACAGUUAUGAGCCCAGAUACAAUCUCUCCUAUGGGCUUUGCACUCAAUGUGGAAAUAUAGGUGCUGUUAUGCUGUUCUUCACAUUUCUCCAUUCCAUGGUCCUUCCUGUUCUGUUCUUUUGGGCUUUUGAAGUCUCAUUUCUUUCAUCUGUCUUCCGUAACUUACUGAUCUGUUGCCAGUUAUGUUGCAGGGUGGACACUAUAACACUUAGAAGCUUAGGGGACAACUUUCAACCUGCCUCUGUGAGACCUCUUCUCUCCUUCACGGUUGGACUGUGAGAAGAAAAGGCAAAAUGAUGGAGCAGGUAACGCUUUGUGAGCUGGCAGUCUUCUGUUAGUGGUAAACACUGCACCUUUGUGUUAGCAUAGAACUUACUGGCAAGCGAGGUAAAAGGUAAUAUAUUUUCCUGUCUUAAAAAGAUCCCACAUACCUGCUCUUUAAAUAUUUUUGCCACUUGACAGCUUGUUGUGGCUAUUGUUGUAGUACAAGGCUCAACAAAGCACAUUUGGGCAGGUUGAAACCUAUCAUGUCUGAAGUGACGCCAACUCUCAAAAGCUUUGUCUUACAGUCACUUUAAAAGUACCCUGGUUCUUAUUUAUGCUGUGAAGGAAUCUCUCUUCUGCUCAGUGAGCUCUGCAUAACUUGAUGGCUCCCAUAUUGUUCCUCUUUUCUCUUUCUGACAUUAUUUGCCAGAUUAACAUCUGUGAUAAGCAAACUUGGACUGGAGUUAUUCUUAACCUUUUUGUUUUCAAGUAUCCUCCAUAGCGCGCUGAAAAUUAGUUGGCAGUUCUUUCCUAGUCUUUUUCCUUUCUAGUUUUUUAGUGUAACACGAACAAAGAAGCUCCAGCCUUGAUUCUUAGCCUUGUUCAGGAGAUCCUUUGUGAGGUCCUGAAUGCUUCCAAACUAACAUUCAGGUGACAGAUUUAUGCCAAAAUAAUAGUAAUAAAAGAUCUCACACAAAUGCUCAGAUCAUGCUUGUCUGUAUUUUCAGUGCCAAAAUUCUUGCCUUCUCGCCUGCCAUCACAUGCGCCUAUUACAUGCUAUGGGAGAAAGUAAUUUUAGAGAUGGAAGGUUCUUACUGCCUUGAGCCUUGCUUGCAUCCAAGAAAGUGUCAGGAGCCCAGAAUCAACACCUACAUUGUAAAAUCAGUACUCUACGGACUGAUGUAGUAUAAAUUUGGUGAACAAAGAAAGAGUUUGAAGCUUACAUAUGAAAUCAGUUUUGAAGACAAUUUCACUUCUAUGAAUUAUGGCCCUGGUACCUCCAUGUUCUCAUUUUUCUAUUUUUCUUUGAAUUCUUGGAAGCUGUCUUUCUUAGCUCUGAUCCCUACAGGAUAGGACAAUUUCUCUGCCUCUGUGUCAGAUGCAUUUACCCUACAAUGUGGUGAAAAUUGUCUUUCUAGUUCACCUGCUGUGAGCAAGUCUUUAGACUGAUGUGAAUUUCCAGAGCAUACCCAAAUUUUGUAUGUGUGCGCUUCCCUUUUUUGCUUUAUACUGAUAGUGCCUUCUUUCCAAAUUAGGUACUCUUCUUGAACUCUAAACAGACAUGUAUGCUUUUGCAUACUACUGCUGAAAGAGUUGACUAAAUGUUUAGAAAUGCCCAAACAGCCCUUUUAACUAUUUCCAAACUCUUUUGUGUAACUCCCAUUUUCACCCCCUUCUGUGUUUGUGUUUGUGAAGAAAAAUGCCUUUAUUGUUAUUGGAAAGGUGAAAUCUGGGCAACCAACUUAUUUGGUUGCCAUCUUGCAAUAUAAACCAAGAGCAGGAUUUAGGCCUAGUACUUGGACAAUUGAAGUCCAACUUUGUCCUUUGAACAUGGUACCAGCUCCAGUUUCAAAGAGUUGUUGCACCUGUCUUCCAAAUUCUUUCAUGCCCUUAUUUCUAUAGUUCGUUCUCUCUCUCUCUCUCUCUCUCUCUCUCUCUCUCUCUCUCUCUCUCUCUCUCUCUCUCUCUCUCUCUCUCUCUCUCUCUCUCUCUCUCUCUCCCCCCCCCCCCCUUCAUAGAAGCAGUCCUGAAGCAAAAUCUCUUUGAUACUUAUCCUUCUCUGGUGGUGUUAUAGAUCACGAUCCCUGGCCAAAUUCUGAAGAUCAAUUGUCAUAAAGUUUUCAACUCUAGAGUUUGUUUUUUUUAAAUAGCAUUCAGGGGAAAAGGUCCAUAGCCUGAACUAUAAGGAUGCAACAGCUUUUCCAAAUGUGCUUUUAACAUAUUAAUAAGGCAAACAAUUAUCUUCAGAAUAUAAUAUUUCAUUGUGUCAUGCUAGCAUUGUUUUACUUAAAGACUAGAUUUCCAUAAAAAGUUAGAAGUAUGUUCUUAAAUCAGCCCUUCAAAGGUAUGCAGUUAUUAGAACAAGGGAAAUAUCUGGGUGUCCUCCAAAAUUGAACAUUUUGAAGCCCUGUUUUACCCAAUUCUCCUCCUUGCCUAAAUACCGACCACAAAUUAAGCGAAGCUUUAAUGAGGCCAUACUCAAAUUGGCAUCUUCUGGGUCAGAAGGACUACUACUCCUAUAAAACCUCAAGCCAAUUGGCCAGGGAGUUUGGGGAGCUCUAAUCCAGUCCAUUGUAAGAUGCAAACUUAAAGAAGAUUGCCUUAUGAUAUUGAUCUGCUUAUUCAGUUUUUUUUUUGUUCAUAAAACCUGGAAGUGGGUCGGGGGCAAUAUCUUUUUUAAAAAUAACUUGAAGAAUUUGAAGCAUAAAUAAUUUGGUAGCCAAAACAAUAGUCCCAAUGCCCAUGCAAGAUUUCCUAAAGCAGUUACAUGAACUUCUUACUGGUUUUGUCCCGCCAUUGUGUUCUCUGCUGUUUAAUAUCUGGCUUUGUACACAUUAAUAUGAAUGCACAAACAAACCCAUAUAAGUGCAAAAUAUGCUUCUUGUUUUCACCUCAGAAUUUACGUUUCUUCCAUUCUCUUGCUUGUUUGUACCUGCAGGGCUAGCUUAACACAGAGGAAUCUUAUACAUGAGAUAUUUUACGUAUUGCUUUUCUUGUAAAGGAUGUUUGACAGAUACUUGCACAGGUAUGUGAAAGUAGAGAGUUGAUCAGGAUCUAGUUUAACUAGAUAAAUAAAAAUACUGAAUUCAGGCCUUUAAAAAUUACUAUUCCUAUAACUAUUAUUACUAUUAUUAUUUUCUUUCCUUACUAUCACUUCUACAUUUUGACCAAGGACAGAUAAUAUGUAACUAGAAUUAUAGUGUUCCAUUUUGUUUCACAAACACACAAUGCAUAAUGUAUUGCCAUUCAUUUUUUUCAAAAAAUUCUGACUCAUUGUCAGAGUGACAAUGUCAGACAGCCCCCCACCUCCCAAAAAGAAAAUAAAUAAAACCUAAUUGUGCUCAAUCACAGAAUGGGAAAGGCAGAAGAUACUAUAGGAUUUUGCGGUUUGCCUAAGACUGUUUAGCAUCAGUCCCACCUUCUUUGAACUUUACUGUGUCUUGUGAUGUAGGAAAGGAUUUUGUGUCUUUAAAAAUGCGGUUUACUGGAGAAGAAAGUUUUAGGGGUGUAAUUGAACCAAACGUGAGGCUAGAAGAUCUACAUUUCUCUUUCUGUGUCUUAUUUUUUUCUUCUGAAAGUGUUUCGUUACCCUUCUUACCAAACUGCUGAAGAAAACUGUAUACCAGAGCCCCUGCCUUUGGCUUCUUGUGCUUUAUUGCUCAUAAAUGCACAGUGCCUUUGUGCAAAUACAGUUAUGUCUCUUGUCAGAACGUGCAUAAGGGAUUUACUAGAUCAGGCAUCAGAUUCCAUUUAAAAGAUAAGAUCCACUAUGAAAGUCUCCUGGGCAGCUUUCCUUCAUUUCUGACAGGUAUUUGAGGUUGUCUCUAUGGAUGGUCUUUAAUGAACAUGUAAAGAGAAAUGGCAACAUUGCUUUCUAUUUAUUCUUUGUCUGAUAACACAAUUUUAUUGUACUAUUCCCAGUGUAAUUUUUGGUUUUAUGUAAGGUGAUAUUUUAAGUAGCCUUUCUUGUGGGGAGAGAAGCAGUUUGGUAUGUCCUGAAUCACUUUUUUCCCCCAUUUCCUGGCAAAAUAUUGACUACAUCCUUUUAGAAAAAGGCCAGAAAGUACCGGCACUUUGUUUUUUCAACCCAUUCUGUUGCUGUGAUCCAGAAUCCUGUAUGUACCCUGAUACAUCACAGCUUUCUUGCACAAAUAAGGUUUACCAGCCAAUAGUUCUCUCCAUAAAGUAAAACGGCAUUCUAGCAUCUGUUAGAUGGUUAGAAAGGUAAGACAGGUUCCUCUUGUGUUGUGAAUAACUGAUGAACAUCCUUCCCAAACAAACAUAAGCAGGUCUGGGUUUGAAGCUACUUGCCUGAAGCGUACAUUAUUCCCCACCUUAUAAUUCUCUUGUUAUUUUAGGGUGGGAGGGAAAUAUAUAUGGUUAGGAAGCAAUAAGGGAUUUUUGAACUCCCAGGCUGGUGGAGUUUCUCUUCUUUUUUAUAUAUAAAUAUAUAUAUAAAAUGUAUAUGGCAUUGUUUGGCUUUUUUGUUUAGUGUCCUUUUUCCCUUCUAACAUUCCCUUUGGGAAUGUUAGCUCAUUUGGUUGCUGCCCCUUCGCACUGCAAAAGGGUGCAAAACUCUUCCUUCCCAAUGAAAGGUUAAUCUCCACUAGCAAUCUUAUUUUUAAUGGGGACGUAUAUUUAACAUCUGAUUCUUUCCAAUAUUUUGGAGCAUAUUAAAGUGACCAUUGAUUUUUUAUUUUUAUUUAACAGCACAAAGGUAGGGGGAAAUUUCCAUAUCUUAAGUGCAUAUUUAAAGUUUCAUUGAGUGUUUCUUGUUUUAAGGGAGGGGUAUUGGAAAAGAAAAGGAAAUGCACAGAUUGCAGUUCUUGGGAAGCUUCCAACCUGCAGUUAGCCCAUACUCAUUUAGAAUUUAAAAUCGGCUUGAUGAGAAGAUAAAAGGCCACUUUCAAAAGUUAAGAAAACUCAUUUAGGUCCUUCUGAAACCUUCGGCUUUCUCACUCAGUACCACAUAAUAUGAAGGCUUUCCCAGUAAAAGAAAGCAAAAUGUAAUAUCUCACUUCUUUUAGUAUUAAAAAAACAACCCAGUUUUUCUUUCCUCCUCCUGCUGGUACCAGUUUGAACUUCAUCACAGUUCAGAAAAACAAAAUAUAGUACUAUAAAAUAAUUUUGUACUGUAUUUAUUGUGUAUAACAAUUUUUUUAAAGAAUUAUGUACAUUUAGUACUUCUGUGUAAAUUAAAUUGCUCUUCUUUUUAAAAAUG
Messenger RNA from Anolis carolinensis (green anole), 12754 nucleotides. RefSeq names its product BRD4 interacting chromatin remodeling complex associated protein (gene bicra). Lineage: Eukaryota; Metazoa; Chordata; Lepidosauria; Squamata; Anolidae. Gene Ontology annotation, cellular component: SWI/SNF complex. Gene Ontology annotation, biological process: positive regulation of DNA-templated transcription. The transcript is spliced from 16 exons. The record is from RefSeq and is a predicted model, not a curated record. Bases 224 to 5641 code for a protein of 1805 amino acids.